CUCCUCCUCCUCCUCCGAUCCUCUCUGCUAUGAAAAACACGGGCGACGCUUCACGAUGGGGGACAUCCUAGCUUACGAAGCAGAAUUCCUUGGGCUGGUAAAAGAGUUUUUAGACUUUGCUGAAUUUGAAGACACUCUGAAAGCGUUUACAAAGGAAUGCAAAAUAAAAGGCAAACUAUUACCUGAAACAGCUGAUUCUCCUCAAGACUCCAAAGAACUAAUUAUCCAGAAGCACAUGGUAACAGCAUUUGACAACGGGGCUCAGAAAGACUUCUUUGAUUUGUGGGAAGAGCACAUCCCUUCUUCAUUCCGAGAUGAUGAACCGCAGGCCCAGAAACUGGAAUUCUACCUUCACAUCCACUUUGCCAUUUUCCCCCUGAAGCACUCCUUGGAAAAGCCUGACAAAGCAGAAUACGAUGAAAGGAUUUCAUACUUUAAAACCUACCUGGAGACGAAGGGAGCAGCACUCAGCCAAACCACUGAGUUUCUUCCUUUUUAUGCCUUGCCUUUUGUCCCCAAUCCUAUGGUGCACCCCUCCUUUAAAGACCUCUUCCAGGAUUCUUGGUCUCCAGAGUUAAAGAUGAGGCUUGAAAACUUCUUGUCUUCGACUUUCAAAGCCCGUAAUACUCCAAGGCUUCUUACUCUAUAUAAAGAGAAUGGACAAGGCAACAAAGAAAUGCUGCAGCAGCUCCACCAGCAGCUGGUCGAAGCCGAUCAGAGGACCAUGACCCACCUGAGAGAGUUCAACAAAAUCCAGACGGAUUACCGGAAUCUCAUCGUAGUCACUGCCGAGCUGGUCGAUUCCCUAGAAGCCACCGUUACCGGCAAGGUGAUUACUCCAGAGUACCUGCAGAAUGUCUAUUUUCGUCUCUUCAGCAGUCAUUGGAGGCAAAGCGUAGCCCACAGCAUUGACUUUACAAGGCCUGGCACGGGAUAUUACUCAAUGAGCCCUUGUGAGGACGGCAAUGCUUCCACCAUGUUAAGGGCCUCUUUGGCACCCAUGAAUUUAAUGGAUGUACCGUUGCUGCCCUCCCUGGAUUACGAGAAACUGAAAAAGGAUCUGAUCUUUGGGAGCGACCGUUUGAAAGCCUUCUUGCUGCAGGCUCUUCGCUGGCGCCUGACCACAUCUCAUCCUGGAGAACAGAGGGAGACUGUCCUGCAGGCUUAUAUCAGCAAUGAUUUAUUGGACUGCCACAGCAACAACCAGAGAAAUGUUCUGAAAUUACUACACUCCAAGUGCGAGGUCGUCCGACAGUACACAGCCAGGCUUUUCAAUGCUUUUGCCUCAUUAGCAGAAGGUCGACUCUACCUCUCCCAGAACCCAAAGCUGCUGAGGAUGCUGGAGGAGAGACUGAAAGAUGAAGAUCAAGAUGUGCUCACUCGGGAGAAUGUGCUUGGGGCUUUGCAGAAACUCAGCUUCAGGCGUGCGGUGCAGUCAGUAAUGAUCCAGGAUGGGCUCAUUUUCUGGUUGGUUGAUGUCCUGAAGGAUCCCGAUUGCUUAUCAGAUAUCACACUGGAGUACUCAGUCACGCUGCUCUUCAACCUUUGCCUCCGGAGUGCAGGCAAAAACGCUUGUGCUAAGGUGGCAAGCCUCAUUCUGAAGGUUCUUUCAGAUCUCCUUGGUCAUGAAAACCAUGAGUUAAAAUUGCAUGUGAACGGAAUCCUCUACAGCAUUCUUUCUAUUCCAUCCAUUCGGGAAGAAGCCAAAGCAAUGGGAAUGGAAGAAAUCCUCCGCUGCUUCAUCAAGGAAGGCAAUGCUUGGAUCAUCCACCAGAUCGAAUUUAUUAUCAAGCAGCUUAAUUCAGAAGAGCUACUGGAUAAUGUCCUCGAAUCUGAUGACGAAGAGGAAGAAGAUGACAUUGAGGAGGACCGGGAUGUCAUAGAGUCCAGCCUGGACAAAGAUGAAGUGCUGCAUCCUCAACUUGGCGAGCUCUCAGGGGAAAGGCUGCUCACCACAGAGUACUUAGGAAUAAUGACCAACGUGGACACGGCAAAGAGCAGAGGCCUCUCCGGUGCUCAGCAGACCAUCAAGGAGCCCUUACCACGACCGGUCACUCCAGGCUAUCACAAGACUGUAUAUCCAAUACUGGAAAAUCAUCUUCUUUCUCCCUAUGCAGCAAACCAAGGGAGAAUUGGAAGAUUCCAGGCUGAGUGCCCUCCCACCGGCAGCGGGGGCAGGUCCAGCAUUUCUGACUUUUGCAUUUCCUCUGCAUCCAACCACACAGUGGAGUCUAAGCUAUUUGCAGCCGCCCACCACAUAGACCGACACGUCCUCAUUGCCGAUGAGCCAGCCCGGCCCCCUGAGCUGCCCCAAAACAGAGCAAGUGAACUGCGUACCAGUGAGGUCUCGGCUUUCGUCAGCAAACCCCGAAUCCCCCGCACUCCUGAGCCACGGAGCACGAGUCCCCGCAAGGCAAAGACUCCCACCAUCGCCCCACAGUUCUCCCAGGCCGAACCUCAGCAAACAAACCGCCCCAGCUCCAUUGGAUCGUCCACAAGAAGCCGGCAGAGCAGCCAGACCUACAGGAAGUGAGGACAGUUGGUCUUGCCCAGAGGCACCAACCCCAUCGCCUGAGGACUCAGCCAUCUUCCCCAAAAGACCCCCUCUA
Messenger RNA from Tachyglossus aculeatus (Australian echidna), 2609 nucleotides. It is a transcript of the gene ARMC9, whose product is annotated as armadillo repeat containing 9. Gene Ontology annotation, biological process: cilium assembly. The coding region runs from base 56 to 2533 and encodes 825 amino acids. The record is from RefSeq and is a predicted model, not a curated record. The transcript has 26 exons. Gene Ontology annotation, cellular component: centriole; ciliary basal body; ciliary tip. Lineage: Eukaryota; Metazoa; Chordata; Mammalia; Monotremata; Tachyglossidae. Gene Ontology annotation, molecular function: protein binding.